AUGGAAUACAGAUUUUUAGGAAACUCUGGUCUCAAAGUAUCAGCUAUUGGAUUUGGAAACUGGUUAAAUAGUGAUACUUCUGAUAGAAAGUUAAAAAUGAUCGAACUCAUAAAAAGAGCUUACAGCCUUGGAAUUAACUUUUUUGACACAGCUGAAGCUUAUGGUUAAGGUGAAGGGGAAAUUCAAUUUGGAGAAGCCUUCAAAGCACUAGGAGCUCCUAGAUAAGAAUUAGUCAUUUCUUCUAAGAUCUUCUGGGCAGUUCCACCAACUUCAGCUGAUAUUAAAAAAGUUAACUAAAUUGGUUUAUCUCGUAAGCAUAUUUUCGAAGGAGUGAAAGCCAGUUUAAAGAGACUUCAAUUAGACUACUUAGAUAUAGUCUUUUGCCAUAGAUUUGAUGAAGAUACUCCCUUAGAAGAAACUGCUAAAGCUUUUAACGACUUAAUUGAAUAAGGACAUAUUCAUUACUGGGGAACCUCAGAAUGGUCAGCUAGUGAGAUCUUUGAAGUCAGAGAAGUUUGUGCUAGAUUAAAUCUCACCCCUCCCGUUUCUGAACAACCCUAAUAUAGCAUGAUUAUAAGAGAAAAAUUUGAAGUUGAAUAUGGAAGACUCUUUGACAAGUACAGAUUAGGAACUACUGUUUGGAGUCCUCUCUGCAGCGGUAUCUUAACUGGUAAAUACAACGAUGGUACUAUUCCUACAGGAUCAAGAUUAUAAGAGUUUAAAGAUAACAUUUAUAUGAAAAGAAUAUACAAUUAGUAUUUUGCUGAAGACAAAAAAGAAAAACUGUUAAAGCUCCUUAAUGCUCUAGGAAACAUUGCUAUGAGAUUAAAAUGCACUUAAUCAUAAUUAGCUAUGGCUUGGGUUCUUGCAAAUACUGACGUUUCUUCUGCAAUCACAAGUGCUACUAGACCUGAAUAACUUGAUGACAUAGUUAAAUCUGUGUAAGUUGUGAAAUUAAUAACACCUGAAGUGAACAAAGAAAUAGAUGAAAUUUUAGGAAACAAGCCUAUGCCUGGAAUGGAUGUUAAAACAUUUGGACUUAAAAAAAAUACAAGAAGAGAUUUAAUGAUUAUUAAAAAUUAAUAUUGA
Messenger RNA from Tetrahymena thermophila SB210, 1089 nucleotides. RefSeq names its product aldo/keto reductase family oxidoreductase. The record is from RefSeq and is a predicted model, not a curated record. The transcript has a single exon. NCBI's taxonomy places the organism in Eukaryota, Ciliophora, Oligohymenophorea, Hymenostomatida, Tetrahymenidae.